AUGACGAAAACUAGCACUGUGACAGGACUCGAUACUUUUGUGAAAUCAUAUAAAUCACAUAAGUCAAAGACAACAGACGCAGCAGUGGUGAUGAAUGAGAAACCUUCUCGCCUCUAUGAAAUCAAAGAGUGCGUGGGGAAGGGAAGUUUUGGGGAUGUUUUCCGCGCUACUCAUCGACAGACUGGCGAAGUUGUUGCUAUCAAAAUUAUAAAUCUCGAGGAGACUCAAGAUGACAUAGAUGUACUUGCUCAAGAGAUCUACUUCUUGUCUGAAUUGAGAGCCCCCUUCGUCACUACUUAUUUCAAAACAUUUGUCGAGGACGUUUCCAUGUGGAUCGUGAUGGAAUUUUGCGGUGGAGGCUCCUGCGCUGAUUUGCUUAAGCACCUCCCGGAACAUCGCCUUUCUGAAAAUAAAGUGGCAUACAUCAUCAGAGAAGUUCUUUUUGGCCUCGACUACCUGCACAGUCAGAAGAAAAUACACCGCGACAUUAAGGCUGCUAAUAUUUUACUCACAGAUGAUGGUGAGGUAAAAUUAGGCGAUUUCGGAGUUAGUGGCCAAAUUAUGGCCACUCUCAAGCGCACAACAUUUGUUGGCACGCCAUAUUGGAUGGCUCCCGAAAUAAUUGCUAAAAAAGACAAUGGAUACAACGAAAAAGCAGACAUCUGGUCACUUGGGAUAACUGCAAUAGAACUGUUGACAGGUCAACCUCCAUACGCUAAACAUGACCCAAUGAAGGUCCUCGUAAAUAUUCCGCUUAGGAAACCCCCAAAGCUACAAGGGCGGUUUACAGGUAGUGCGCGUGAUUUUAUUGCGCUGUGCUUAAUAAAAGACCCGGACUUGCGCCCUUCUGCUGCAGAAUUACUCGGGCAUAAAUUCCUCAACAAGGCAAGUUGGAGAGGUUCAGGGACGCUUAAGAGGGAAGUUGACUUAGUAAAGGCGUUGAAGAAAAGAACCAACUAUUUCAAAGAACCGCGUCACUCCGUUGAAGACAAUGUGUACCCAGCGGACGGCAGCAUGCAUUUACAGAAUUGGAACUUCGAAACCACCAAAACAAGCACAACACGGAAAUCAGAGCUCGUCUGCCACCGACCAAGCAUUGAAAAAAGAAAGCCAGUUGCAAAACUACAGAUUGUUGAGGAACUUUCACCUAAAACUGAAACAAGCCAUAUAUCGGCUAUGGGAAGCCCUAACGUCGACACUCCAACAACAAAUGCAACCUCACCAAGCAUGGGUCAUUAUAAUCAUGAGAAGGACCUUGAUAUCUCAAUGGGCCUUCACGAAGGAGAAGCUAUAAAAAAAGACAUUCGACCAGUUGACUGUAAAGAGCUGAAUUAUUUCAAGCAUAUUAUACUUUACAGCUUUAAUAGGGUGCUCGAAAGAGCUCGUUCCGGCGACACAAAGUUAGACGUGACCCGCCUUAGAGAUAUAUUUGAGGAAGCCGAGGGAUCACAACCCGGCCUGAGCGAAGCAUUCGUGGAAGAAGUUUAUAUAAGGAUGGAGGAAAUCAAGGGCUACAUAGUUGAGACGUCGUUUCAAUAA
Molecule: messenger RNA, 1539 nt
Organism: Lachancea thermotolerans CBS 6340
Lineage: Eukaryota; Fungi; Ascomycota; Saccharomycetes; Saccharomycetales; Saccharomycetaceae
Gene: SPS1
Product: putative serine/threonine protein kinase SPS1
Exons: 1
Coding region: 1-1539 (512 amino acids)
Biological process (GO): protein phosphorylation
Molecular function (GO): protein kinase activity; ATP binding
Source: RefSeq, a predicted model, not a curated record